AUGGCAACCUCAGUCUGUUUGACGCUUUGGGUGUUACUCACAGCAGAUACUGUGUGGACACAGAGUGUGAGACAGGCCUAUGAGGUACAGGAUCCAGAGGACUGGGAUGUGCAUGAUGAUUUCUAUUGUCCCAGGGAAUGUUUUUGUCCACCUAGUUUCCCUACUGCCUUAUACUGUGAGAACAGAGGUCUCAGAGAAAUUCCUGCUAUUCCUUCAAGGAUCUGGUACCUCUACCUGGAAAACAACCAGAUAGAAACCAUACCUGAGAAACCAUUUGAGAACGCCACCCAGCUAAGAUGGAUCAAUUUAAACAAGAACAAAAUAACCAACUACGGGAUUGAGAAGGGGGCUCUAAGCCAGCUAAAGAAACUUCUUUUCCUGUUUCUAGAAGACAAUGAGCUAGACGAGGUACCUUCUCCAUUGCCUAGAAGUUUGGAACAGUUACAGUUAGCUAGAAACAAGGUAUCCAGAAUCCCUCAGGGGACCUUCAGUAAUCUGGAAAACCUGACCCUUCUUGACCUACAGCAUAACAAACUUAUAGAUAACGCCUUUCAAAGAGAUACCUUCAAGGGACUUAAGAACCUCAUGCAGCUAAAUAUGGCCAAGAAUGCCCUGAGGAACAUGCCGCCAAGAUUACCAGCCAACACCAUGCAGCUGUUUCUGGACAACAACUCCAUUGAAGCAAUACCAGAAAAUUAUUUUAAUGUGAUUCCUAAAGUGGCCUUCCUGAGACUUAACCACAACAGACUGUCAGAUGCAGGUCUCCCGUCGAGAGGUUUUGAUGUGUCCUCAAUCUUGGACCUCCAACUAUCUCACAACCAGCUCACAAACUUUCCCCGAAUUAAUGCUAACCUGCAGCACCUUCACCUUGAUCACAACAAAAUUAAAAAUGUGAACAUCUCAGUAAUAUGUCCCACCACACUGCGCGCAGAACAGGACGCCUUCAUUCAUGGACCUCAACUGAGCUACUUGCGCCUGGAUGGGAAUGAAAUCAAGCCACCAAUCCCAAUAGAUUUAGUGACGUGCUUCAAGCUUCUUCAGGCGUUCAUUAUAUAA
Molecule: messenger RNA, 1056 nt
Organism: Onychomys torridus (southern grasshopper mouse)
Lineage: Eukaryota; Metazoa; Chordata; Mammalia; Rodentia; Cricetidae
Gene: Kera
Product: keratocan
Exons: 2
Coding region: 1-1056 (351 amino acids)
Molecular function (GO): protein binding
Source: RefSeq, a predicted model, not a curated record